UACAAGAAUGGAAGAAUACACUUUCGGAUUUAGAUAUUAAAGGAAUAGUCUAUUCUUUAAAUAGGUUGAGCCUCGUUUUGAUUGAAAACGUCUUUUCAUCGGUAUAACAUCCAUUCUACUUUACAAAAAUGCAGUGGAGUGAUUCGAAUUACGAUGCCCACGAACCUUCGGAUGCUUAUGGUGGGUACUCAGAUUAUGAAGCUCAUUCAGGUGACACUUACCAGGAUCAAGACUAUUCUGAAAGUCAUCAUCAGUACAGCCAGCCAGACUAUAUUAUUCCUGCAAACCUAAAGGACUUCCUGGUCUAUUUUCAUAAAGUUAUCACUGACCAAGAUCUAUAUGAGAUUCAGAAUGCCUAUGAAAAUGGAUUCAAUAAGUUGACUGACCGUUACUUCCGGAACACUCCCUGGCCAGAAACUGCAGCAGUGUCAAAUAUUGUGAAUGAUGAACUAUUUCUCACCUUGUACAGAGAGCUCUACUAUCGUCAUUUGUAUGCCAGAGUUCCAACAAAAACAACAUUGCAGCAUAGAAUUGAUUCCUAUUUCAACUACUGUAGUCUUUUCAAUUAUAUUCUGAACGAUAAUGAACCGGUUCCUUUGGAUUUACCUAACCAAUGGUUAUGGGACAUCAUCGAUGAGUUUAUUUAUCAGUUUCAGUCAUUCACAAUCUAUAGAUCUGCGAUUGAACAAAGAACACCUCAAGAGAAAAGUGCAUUGCAGAGAAAUCCUAAGGUUUGGAAUGUUCACAGUGUCCUUAACGCUCUUCAUUCCCUUGUUGAGAAGUCCAAUAUCAACCGUCAAUUAGAGGUAUACACUAGUGGCGAUUCCCACUUUCAGAAUAAAUAUUCUUGUGUGCCAGCAUGCCAGAUCACCACCUUUUAUUAUGUUGGAUUUGCCUAUAUGAUGAUGCGCCGGUACCAAGAUGCCAUUCGUACAUUCUCCAACAUUUUACUCUAUAUCCAGCGUACUGAACAGAUGUUCCAGUAUAAGGUUCAGCUGUAUGACCAGAUCAACAAAAUGAAUGAUAAAAUGUACAUGUUGUUGGCCAUCUGCUUGGUUCUUCAUCCGAUGCGUAUUGAUGAAAGUGUUCAUUUCAGGUUACGGGAAAAAUGUGGAGACAGUAUGUUAAAAAUGCAAAUGGGAAGUAUAAAUGAUUUUGAGCAGUGCUUCAGUAGAGCCUGUCCGAAAUUCUUGUCUCCUGUUACACCUGAUUAUGAAAAGGAAAAUAUGAACUUCAGCAAGUACCCUUAUGAAUUACAACAGAAAGUUUUUCUACGAGAAGUGGAACAACAAUUUAACUCACUCAAUAUUCGCAGUUUCCUCAAGUUAUACACUACCUUGCCUAUUCCAAAGUUGGCAGCUAUGAUUGACAUUUCUGAACAUGAACUACACACUCAGCUCAUGUGUUUCAAGCACAAAAUGAAGAAUUUGGUUUGGACAAAAGGCACCAGUGGUCUUGAUGGUGAAUUUCAGUCCACUUCAGAACUAGAUUUCUACAUUAAUCGGGACAUGAUCCAUGUAGCUGACACAAAGGUAGCCAAUCGUUAUGGUGACUAUUUCAUCCGCCAAAUCCAUAGAUUCCAAGAGGUGAUAGACACAAUGAAAUAUAUCUCAAACUCAACUUUUUAAAAUAUGGUUUGUUGGAUAAACUGCUAUAAAGAGUACACGUGCCUCUAAUUUUACUGUGAAUCCUCGAAUUACAUGAUCUGUUAUUGGAGAUCAUAGUCUUACAUAAUGUAAUGUCAUUUUCAAUGUCAAAAAAUUAUGUAAAAAUUGUUUAAAGCUUACAGAUUUCUCCAUUAAAAUAGCAUCUUGUAACAAUA
Molecule: messenger RNA, 1822 nt
Organism: Octopus bimaculoides (California two-spot octopus)
Lineage: Eukaryota; Metazoa; Mollusca; Cephalopoda; Octopoda; Octopodidae
Product: eukaryotic translation initiation factor 3 subunit L-like
Biological process (GO): translational initiation
Cellular component (GO): cytoplasm; eukaryotic translation initiation factor 3 complex
Molecular function (GO): protein binding; translation initiation factor activity
Source: RefSeq, a predicted model, not a curated record